Molecule: messenger RNA, 720 nt
Organism: Lycium ferocissimum
Lineage: Eukaryota; Viridiplantae; Streptophyta; Magnoliopsida; Solanales; Solanaceae
Exons: 2
Coding region: 1-720 (239 amino acids)
Source: RefSeq, a predicted model, not a curated record
AUGAGGAGGAGAAGAACUAUGCUAAAAAGAUGGAGAAUCAAAAGAAAGGGCCAGAAUGCAAAAAAAGCUAUACAUAAUGGAAAUGUUGGUCCUAAAGAACAAAAAGAGAAGGCCAGUGACAAUCAACAAGUUAAAAGGGGAAGACAGGAACAUGUGGAAAAAAAUAAGCAGUAUAGAAAGCUUAGAGGGAAAAGUGAACCUCCCAGAACAGCUUUCAAACCUACAAGUGCUCUAUUUGGAGUUAACAAGCCAAUGCCAGAGAAUAUGCAACCGAAAAAAGGUAUUGGUAUUCCUAAGAAGAAUGAGGAGAUCCACAAGCAGAAACAAAGAGAAAAUUGUGAAGAGAAUCAAGAUAAAGAUAAGGGCAAUGAGGAAGAGUCUAAUCAAAAUGAUAUAUCAGGUCUUAACGCUGAGAAAACAGAAGAGACACAAAAUGAUGAUCAACAAAAAGAGGAUAAAUGGGCUGAGGUAUCAUCUGAAGAGAAAAAUACUUCUGAUGAAUCGGAGGAGGAUGGGGAUGAAGAAAGUGAGGAAGAAGAGAAUACAAAGAAAUGUACACCUGGAUAUGAUCAAUCCAACAUAAAGAGGAGCUCAAAAGAAAGUGAGGCAACCAAGAAUGUUACAGAAAACAAAGAUAACAAACAUAUCAAAAUAACUCUUGUCACAAGAAAUCAAAAGAAGAAUAUUACAAAACCUAGCCAAAAACCCCUCAAUGAUUAA